ACUCCAGCAACUACAUCGAAAAUGUCAAUCGCAGUAGACAUUCAAUCACUCCCUUCCGAAGUUCUUAGGAACAUUCUUUUUUUCGUGCGCAAUGAGAAAAAUGGCCGAGACUCGAUCAAAGAGUGUCGCUUGGUUUCACACUGCUUCCACAAUGCUGCAUCGCCAUUGCUCCUUACCGCAGUUUCCGUUAGUCUUACCUCCAAGUCUUUUACUCGCUUAGAAGAUAUUUGCCAUCACCCCAUCUUCAGCAAGUCUGUGCAAAGCGUCAGCAUAGUCACGUCAUAUUACGAAACGGAAUUAGCCUGCAACAGACCACUGUUCAUGCUCGAGGCUAAGGCUAGACUGCUUCGACACGUAGAAACCAUGGAACGGUCGAGAUACUACCGGAAUAAAUAUCCCCACACACGAGAACAAUUCCAAUGGCUGUCAAAUAUGGCUUGGAGAACAGAACCUGAAUUUGAACAACUUUUCAGUGACCAAGUUGACGAAGAAUCACGUACACCUACUCAAAGGCUAUUUCUCAAGCUCUACGAUCUAUACAAAGAACUGCACAAUGGCCAGCAACAACUUCGAAAAGGCCAAAACCACAUCACUCGGUUAUGCGCCGCCUUAAGUUCCUUAUCCAAUCUGGUAUACUUGGAGGUUAAUGAUGUCAGAAAUAAUGGAGGCCUGGAGCACUUGGAUGCUGCUGACUUUGCCCAUACUGGAUAUGAUGAUACAAUACUGCAACACUUCAGCCCUAUCUUGCGCAAGUCGAGGUGGUGUGGCUCUUUCAAGACAAUUCAUACUGCAACCCCACCCGUCGAGAUGAUCGGGACAUUGUGCUCUGAACUUGCUGACAAAGGUUUGAGACCUAGGAUAAUUCGUCUCCGCUUAGUCCCUCCGCCUAGUAUGCAAGCCUGGAAACCAUCUCUAUUGCAGCAGAGUGGAUUAAAGAGUCUGGUCUCUAAAACCACGAAACUAAAAUUAUAUGUGGACUUCGAGGCACGGAGCUUUGAGCUUAAGGAAAAUCCUAGGCACGAGAUGCUUGCACUUUGCUCUAUCACUCAGUCCUUUUUGAGCGCACCUCAUCUUGAGGACAUUCAUGUUGAGUUUAUUGGCUACCCUCGGCUUAAUAGGAGGCCAACUAUCUCUUUGGAAGAUGUCCUGCCUGCGAACGUUUUAUGGCCACGACUUCGGUCUCUGAGCCUAUACAAUCAACCUUUUACAGUAAAGCAGAUGAGGUCCUUGGCCACCCGACACUCGGAGAUCCUGCGAAACAUGGACUUGCAAGCUUGCUGGUUGCUGGAAGGCAGCUGGGAUGAUCUUGAGGAAGUUGUUGAAGGCCAACGGGACCUGGAGAAAAGUAGUAUAAAAUAUCCAUCAGGUGGAAACUAUAGCUAGACUACUAAAUCCUCCCUGCUAUACCACUCACUGGCGCUGGGAUUAGUUCGAUUCGGCUACUUAUCGAUAGCUGGCAUAAUCUCUUUUGUUUAUAUUCUGGACCUCAUUUGUAGUAUCUACCUCUUUUGAUGGGAUACUUAAUAUGCAAGGGUAACGUUGUUUUUAAUACAUAAUAUAACGCAAGAGCGACAUCCAUCUACUUUAGUAUCUAUGAACAGAAGGGGUCCAUGAGCUUAUCAUCAAGAGCUGACUUAAAUCUUAGCUUGAGUUGUCUCUUUGGCCAGUUGUGCACGGAACUGCUUGGUCCAUUGCCUAACCGCCAAGUCCAACAGCACAUCCUCGCUUCCUCCAGGAAUCCUGGCUCCAGGAACUUCUCGAUAAAUCUCUGUGUCGUCGAAUCAGCUCUCUAUCUCGCUGUAAAAGUAUCUGCUGAAUGACUUACUCUCGGCAAUCUCACCCUUGCCCGUACGCGUAUAACCGUUGCCGCCGAACAAUAGAACAGCGCAUCUUGCACACUCGUCAAGAACAAUGCCAGCGUUGGCUUUGCAUAGAGCGGUAAGGCCACCGAGUUCUUGGUCUGCUGUUUCCUUAGGCAUCUUGGAGAGCUGGUAUGCGAAUGAUUCUACCCAGGACCAUUGCGAUUCCAGGAUUGCACCACAUUUAGCCAGUCGGUGACGUACCACGGGUUGUUCUAUGAGAGUCUUAACAAAGUCAGCUGUGAACUACAUCUAGUACACCUUCUGAAACUACCUUGUUGAAUGCCUUGCGCUGAAGACAAUAUGCGAAGGCACUGCUCAGGGCAACUCGAGCCUGGCGGGUGACACCAACAGAGAUGAACAUGCGCUCGUGGUUAAAGUUAUGCAUGAUGUACUUCAUGCCCUCGUUCUCACGCCCGAUCAGGUUUUCCCGUGGGACUCUCACAUCAUCAAGUUCGAUAAAGGAAGUUCCAGCCACAAUCUGCCCUGCAACUUUGAGUCGUCUCCUUGUCACGCCAGGGUGGUCCUUGAGUGGGACUAAGAUUAAAGAAAUGCCUUUUCCUCCAGAGUUUUCCUCACCAGUUCGGACAGCCAUGCUAGCAUAGUCUGCCAUCAUUCCGUUGGUAAUCCACUUUUUGGUCCCGUUAAUGAUAUAUUCGUUGCCACUCAGCUUAGCCGUGGUGGUGAUGUUGGCGACAUCAGAGCCAGCACUAGAGGUGAGAUCAGUAAUGCUCUCAUUGAGUGAUAUCUUUAACCCACUCUGGUUCCGUAAUAGCAAUGCAGAUUCUCUUUCGCCCCACUAGGAGGUCAGGAAGAAAUCUCUCCUGUAGCUGAGGCUCUGCAUAAUGCAACAGAGGAGGAAUACCAAAGGCAACGCCAGUGGUGAUGGAGCCCGGUGGUCCAGCAAGGCCGGAGCGGCUCAUCUAGUGUUCAAUACAGUCAAUGUAACGAUUGAUAAUGCGCCCGUGUAACAUCAUAC
Molecule: messenger RNA, 2838 nt
Organism: Fusarium verticillioides 7600
Lineage: Eukaryota; Fungi; Ascomycota; Sordariomycetes; Hypocreales; Nectriaceae
Exons: 1
Coding region: 22-1383 (453 amino acids)
Source: RefSeq, a predicted model, not a curated record